CGGGGGCCGGGGCCGGGCUGCCACUCCGGAAUCUCGGCGAGCCCGUCUGCAUCGCACUCGAGACCGCCGCCAUGGCCGCCUACAAACUGGUGCUGAUCCGGCACGGCGAGAGCGCGUGGAACCUGGAGAACCGCUUCAGCGGCUGGUAUGACGCCGACCUGAGUCCAGCGGGGCACGAAGAGGCAAAACGUGGCGGGCAGGCGCUGCGAGACGCCGGCUAUGAGUUUGACAUCUGCUUCACCUCAGUGCAGAAGAGAGCAAUUCGGACUCUCUGGACAGUGCUGGAGGCCAUUGACCAAAUGUGGCUGCCUGUAGUGAGGACCUGGCGUCUCAAUGAGCGGCACUAUGGGGGUCUGACUGGCCUUAAUAAAGCAGAAACUGCUGCCAAGCAUGGCGAGGCCCAGGUAAAGAUCUGGAGGCGCUCCUAUGAUGUCCCACCACCACCGAUGGAGCCUGACCAUCCCUUCUACAGCAACAUCAGUAAGGAUCGCAGGUACGCAGACCUCACUGAAGAUCAGCUGCCCUCCUGUGAGAGUCUGAAGGACACUAUUGCCAGAGCUCUGCCCUUUUGGAAUGAAGAAAUAGUUCCCCAGAUCAAAGAGGGAAAACGGGUGCUGAUUGCAGCCCAUGGCAACAGCCUUCGGGGCAUUGUCAAGCAUCUGGAGGGUCUCUCUGAAGAGGCUAUCAUGGAGCUGAAUCUGCCGACCGGUAUUCCCAUUGUCUAUGAAUUGGACAAGAACUUGAAGCCCAUCAAGCCCAUGCAGUUCCUAGGGGAUGAAGAGACCGUCCGUAAAGCCAUGGAGGCUGUGGCUGCCCAGGGCAAGGCCAAGAAAUGAAGGCGAGCAGGCAGGCUACUUUCCCAAGGACACCCUCCCUGCCUGUUCCAUUCCUCUGCAUCUCUCCUGUGCACAUGUCACACUGACCACAUCUGUAGGCACCUUAAGUUGUAGCUACAGAUGGGGACCAGUGGCUCCUAAUUUCAUUCCAGCCAUUUUGUCUCUUGCACACACUCCCUCCAUGCAACCUAGUCAGAAUGGCACCUCUGGGGCUUGGGUCUUCAGUCCAAGCCGAGAGAAGACUUUUUUCCAAGAGUCCAGAAGUAGUAACUCUGGUUUUUUGCUAGUUUUUUGGGUUUUUUUAAAUAUUUUUUAUUACUAAGGACCUGCUUGAGUAGUGGGAUAGGGAGGAACCAUGCUGAAGCGUGACCAAUGAGGAGGCAAGAGAGCCUGUCUGUUCCCAGGAGUAGUUCUUACUAGUCUUUAGCCCGGUGACUGACUGGGGGCUCUAGUCAUUCCAGAGGAAGAUGAAUGGACACGUGGUGAUUCAAACAAACGUUUUCUCCCUGGCCCCAGAGAAGCUGGCUCCAGAUAUUGGGAUCAAUCCUGAAUGUUCAUGUGUUGCAUUUACUUUUACAAAAAAAAAGUGUAUAUAUAGAUAUCUAUCGAUAGAUAUCGAUAGAUAUCUAUCGAUAUAUAUAGAAUAAUACAAAACAAAAACCCUUCCGGGGUUUCUAGUGGCGGUUGAAAUAGUCCCACAUGUGAUCCUCACAAAAUACGCCAUUCCUCACAUCAGGGUAGGAUGAGCUCCUUGACUUAUGAGGGGUAGGAGUUCGUCCUGCUGUGAGUUAGAGCCCCUCCCCUGUCUUAUGGUGUCACGGCAGUGAAAUGUGUCUUGAGAAUGUCCAGGUGUGUCUUUCACUGUGUCUGAUUUCUGAAUCGUGUUCCAGUUGCUUGACCCUGCCACUUGGUCCUAGCACACAUUUUGAGCAUAACUACUAAAUCUUUUUUCCAGACCAGUAUAAUAAAGGAGUCAUGUGCAAUAUUUUCUGUGUGAUGUG
Pteronotus mesoamericanus is the source of this 1837-nucleotide messenger RNA. RefSeq names its product phosphoglycerate mutase 1 (gene PGAM1). Lineage: Eukaryota; Metazoa; Chordata; Mammalia; Chiroptera; Mormoopidae. Gene Ontology annotation, molecular function: intramolecular phosphotransferase activity. The transcript has 4 exons. The coding region runs from base 72 to 836 and encodes 254 amino acids. Gene Ontology annotation, biological process: glycolytic process. The record is from RefSeq and is a predicted model, not a curated record.